UAUCAGCCGUUAGCCGUUACUUUCUUUUGAAGUUUUGAGUUUGAGUUUGAGUUCGAAAAUUGAAGCUUUGGUCUUCACUGUCGUGAGAAAGUUCCUAAAGCAAUUUGUGACCUAUUAUUGUAAUUGAAAGUUCUGCGGCUCAGCAUGGAAAAUAUCUGCCAAACUCCCGUCAUUAAAAAGAUAAGGCAGGUUUCACAAGAUUCGCCUCUGAACAUUCCUCCAACCCCACAGCUGAAGCAUGUCGGUCACGGCACAGGGGUAAAUGUGUAUCAGUUUAACAGACCUCCAAAAGAGGGAUUUGAAAGAUCUCCGUGGGCACUGAAGAAAAUCAGGCACAAUUAUAAAGUUGAUGAGUUGAAAACCCGUUUGAAGAAAGAGGCUAAAGUUUUGCAAACCCUGGAUCAUCCAAAUAUUGUCGGGUAUCGAGGAUUCAUCAACAAAGAUUGCCUUGCUCUUGAACAGUGUUCUACUUGCCUUGGAACUAUGAAAGAGGAGAGACUAGAAAAUAACUUGGGACCUUUCUCAGCAGAUAUUAUACUAAAAGUGGCGCUUGAGACUUCAAAGGGUCUUGAUUAUCUUCACCGUGUGAAACAUAUACUUCACGGAGAUUUAAAAUCCUACAAUAUCCUCAUAAAAGAUAAUUUCUCAUCGAUAAAACUGUGCGAUUUUGGGGUGUGCCUGCCGUUGACUGAUGAUGAUGUUCUAGACAAAGAAAAUGCUGGUAAAGAUGCUUGGUACAUCGGAACCCCAUCCUGGUCAGCCCCUGAAAUAUUGGAGGAUGAAGAUGGUAGCAGCGUUACAUCUAAGGCUGACAUUUUUUCAUUUGGUCUCACACUGUGGGAACUGAUGACGCUAGGAACACCACACUUUCCUGACACAGAUAGCUCUGUAUCUUAUGUGUUCAGUGAUGAGGUAUCACUCACCUCAACUAGCUCCGCAUCAAGUGGAAACUUCUCGGCUUACGAAAAGAACUAUGGUACUCGACCAAAGCUACCAGAAAAUUUGGGAGAAGAAUACAGCCUUGCCAUUAAGUUGUUUAAUAUGUGCACAGAGGAAGUGCCAGAUGAACGCCCAAGCGCAGCUCAAAUAAUCGAAAUGCUCCAGGCAUAAGCAAAGAAAUGUAUCUAAAAGUUAUGUACGCAAGUUUUUGAUCUCUUCUUUUUACUGUACUUUUUUUAAUCUAAUUUUUACGUAUCGUUUUUUUUGCACAACUGAUUUUCAUACCUCCUUUGAAAGAUCACAGUUUUAGUAAUUUGGUUGUCGGAGGAGACACAGACGAGAAUAUUGAAAAUUAUUUAUGAAAUACCUAAUCUAAAAAUUAAAUGCAUGAAAAUUUAACAACACUGUAAGGAUGAAAAAAUUCUCAGGAAGCCGACCAGAAAAAAAUUCUGUUCAGUUUUGAUUUGCAAUGAAAUUCGCCUCAGUCUGGAAUAAUUCUAGCCUUUUAAAAUCAGGAAUUUAAUAUUUAGCGAGUAAAAAUUCAUCCUAACAAAACAUUUUUAAAAUUUUACUUAUUGAUUGACAAGCAGAAUGCUUAUAAUGAUUCUGCUCCAUUUUAGAUAUUGCUGCAUGAUUUCUCGGUUACUCAGGUGACAUACCAUGAUAUUCGGUCAAAAAUUUAAAAUGAGUUUUCAAAUUGAAAUGCAAUUUCUUUGACCGUAGCUUUUCUCCUGAUAAAUUUUAACAACGAAAGUCUAAAAAAGUGUAAUUAAAAUAAUCGAAAUGCUGCAGGCAUAUGUAUAGAAAUGUACUUAAAAGUUAUGUUAGCAAGUUUUUGAUCUCUUCUUUUUACUGUACUCUUUUUCAGUCUAAUUUGUAUGUAUCUUGUUUUGUAAAGACUGUUUUUCAUACCUCAUUUGAAAUAUCACAGUUUUAGCAAUCUGUUUGGCAGUAUAAUUUAGUAUACUGACAGGAUCAGUAAUUCAGUAAUCAGUAUAAUUUAGGCAGCUAAUAUCGCGGUUUUAGCAUCUGUUUUAGUAAUCUGUAUUAGCAAUCUGUUGAAGUGCAAAA
Messenger RNA from Bemisia tabaci, 2010 nucleotides. Its product is annotated as lymphokine-activated killer T-cell-originated protein kinase. Gene Ontology annotation, molecular function: protein kinase activity; ATP binding. NCBI's taxonomy places the organism in Eukaryota, Metazoa, Arthropoda, Insecta, Hemiptera, Aleyrodidae. Gene Ontology annotation, biological process: necroptotic signaling pathway; protein phosphorylation. The record is from RefSeq and is a predicted model, not a curated record.